Messenger RNA from Durusdinium trenchii, 405 nucleotides. NCBI's taxonomy places the organism in Eukaryota, Dinophyceae, Suessiales, Symbiodiniaceae. The record is from the annotation of a GenBank genome assembly.
AUGAAGCCUGUGCUGCGACUGGCGCUUCUGAUGAGGGUCUCCUGGGCAGUUGAGCUCACACAGGAGAAUUGGGACGAACAGACGGCCGGGAAGACGGUCUUUGUGAAGUUCUUUGCUCCAUGGUGUGGCCACUGCAAAUCAAUGAAGCCAGCCUGGGACCAGCUCAUGAGUGAGUACCAGGACAGCCCUUCGAUUCUGGUGGCUGAUGUCGACUGUAUCGGCGCGGGGAAGUCCAAGUGUGAUGAUGUGGGCGUCAAGGGCUUUCCCACCAUCAAGCAUGGCGACCCUCAUGAUCUGUCGGAUUACAAGGGCGGCCGCGACUAUGAGGCCCUGAGAGCCUUCGUGGAGGAGAUGUCGGAUCGGGGGGGUGAUCAACAUCUCAAGGAUCUUACUCCAACUUACUAG